Talaromyces atroroseus is the source of this 660-nucleotide messenger RNA. RefSeq lists its product as hypothetical. The transcript has a single exon. The record is from RefSeq and is a predicted model, not a curated record. Bases 1 to 660 code for a protein of 219 amino acids. NCBI's taxonomy places the organism in Eukaryota, Fungi, Ascomycota, Eurotiomycetes, Eurotiales, Trichocomaceae.
AUGGAGCCUUGGUUCAAGUUGUCGCUUUUAUUGGCGUCAAUUGCCGCUACUCUCAUUAUACUGAGCACUGUGGUGCUGUAUAAGUCUUCUCGCCCUAAGAGCCUUCGUCCACGUCAUGUCAAUAUCGAAGAGAACAACAUAGUCAGCAAUAAUCUUCCAGACAGCCCUCCGUUCAAUUCCUGGGUCAACUCCUGGAGUUGGCUGCGCCGCUACAACACCAAGGGAUACGAGCCUGUCCCUGUAUCAGAAUCAGAUGCAAAUCCUGUCAGUCCCAUUCCUCCAACAGAUAUUCACGAACCGCCGGCAAAAGACCCCCCAAUUGCACGUCUUGAAUACAAUAUUUUGAAUGUGGAUUUAGAGCGUGGUGUCCCCAAGGCUCUUCAUCCAGAAUUUGACAGGACAACAGAUAAAAGACGAUCCAGAGGCAAGGCUCGAUUCAUCAAUCGUGAGAACGGCAAAAACGAGCGCACACCCCUCCUAUCACGUUCGCGCAGCGUGAGCCCAUAUAAGCCUACAUUUCCUCCUGGUCGCGGCGGCUCCAUGCCUAUAGAUAUUCCGAAGAAAAAGACAGAGCGGCCUACCUUCCCACUGCCCCCAAAGCUCAUAUGGAAAACGCUCACGCCAUAUGAAAGGGCUGGCAUGGUCUGGUGGCGCAAUUAA